AUGUCCUACCAGCCCCUCGCUCUCGCCAGCCCCGGGUCGGGGUACGUCCCGUUCGGCGCCUCCUCUCCGCUCGCCGCCUCGCCGCUCGGCGCCUCGCCCGCGAAGAAGGCUGGCUCGGCCCGCCGCCCGCUCCGCCCUCACAACCCGCCGGCGAGCCUGCGGUGGCGCUCAAAGAAGCCGGCGCCGCGCGUGGCCCGGCCGGCAGACGACCAGCGCGAGGCGAGCAACCAGCGCCUGCUCCGCGAGCUGAGGGACGACGCGGCGGAGCAGUACGAGCCGUCGCGGCACGAGCGGCUCCUCCGCUCGAUCUGGGAGCGGCAGCGGUUUGGUGGCGAGUUCCGGUCCGUCUCGCCGUGCUGGGUGACGCUCGGCUUCCAGUGCGAGGACCCCGCGCGCGACCUCCGCGGCUGCGGCGCGCUCGGGCUCAGGCAGCUCCUCUUCUUUGUCGAGCGAGGGGGGAGCGCCGAGGUGCUGGCGGCGGCCAAGUUUUCGCACGCGCCCUUCCCGCUGGCGGCCGCCUCGCUGUCGGUGACUCUGGCGCUCUGCUCGCACCUGCAGCUGCUGCCGGACGGCGCCUCGUCCCAGCCGCUGUGCGCGGCGCCGACGCUGCGCUGCUUCCUGCGCCUCGCCGCCGAGCUGAGGCCGGAGGCGCCGCUGCUCGACCUGCUGCACGCGGAGCUGCUCCGCUCCCUCGGCGAGCUGUGGGCCGAGAUGCAGACGGCCGGCCUCACGCUCAUGCACUUCCCCGAGGCGCUGCGCCACACGCACGCGCACAUGGCCGAGUCGCUGGCCGGCGCCGCAGUGCCGUGGCAGCUGAGCGACGUGCUGCAGCGGCUGCGCGGUCUUGGCCGCGACGCCGCCGACGCCGUGGAGCACGGCGCGAUGGCCGACUUGUGCAGCGGCGGAGUGCUCAGCUGGAUCGGGCUCUGA
Messenger RNA from Emiliania huxleyi CCMP1516, 930 nucleotides. RefSeq lists its product as hypothetical. The record is from RefSeq and is a predicted model, not a curated record. NCBI's taxonomy places the organism in Eukaryota, Haptophyta, Isochrysidales, Noelaerhabdaceae. The transcript has a single exon. Bases 1 to 930 code for a protein of 309 amino acids.